GAACAAAUACAAUCAUACUAUCUUGUUACGAUCUGCAUAAAAAAUUUAUACCGCUUGAAAAUUAAAGUUUGCAUUCUUUUUUCUUUUGUUCUUUGACACGACUAUAAAAUGGCUUGGGGUGGUAAUGACGGUGCCAUAGAUCGAUGGGUUAAGCAACUUCAGGAGAACGAUCCAAAGUUGAAAUCACUACAUAUUCUCAGUUUUAGGCGAGUCAGUGCAGCCGAUCUUGGUCGAAUUUUUAACGCGAUCGGCACCAACACAGUUUUAGAAGAGUUAUACAUUUCUGGCCAUGCUCUCAAUGUAACAGUGAUGGAUCAACUUAGUGAAGCAUUAACUAUUAAUGAAACUCUUCAUACACUGAAUCUCGGCACGUCCACUUUUGGUAGCGACAUUGAUGUUUUCGGUCUAUUUUGUGAAGGUUUAGCAGCGAACGAAGGACUUCGAAAGCUCGAUUUAGAAAAUAAAGGGUUGUUAUGCAAUAAACAAGACAAAUAUAGAGCAAUAUAUCUAUUUGCUGAGGCUCUUGCGAAAAACAAGCAUUUAGAGGAAUUGAAUUUGACCAGAAAUGAACUCGAUGACCGUGCAAUGGAGAUUCUUGCGCCCGCCUUGACAGGUCUUCUCAGAAUCAAUUUGGGCAUCAAUAACAUUCAAAAGCUAGGCGCAAAAGCCAUUGCUGAGCAAAUUCUAGUACCUUCAAGCAAAGUUGAAGAGAUGGAACUAUCUGAAAAUCCAUUAUUAGAGGGAGCCAGCCUGAUCGCUGCAGCAUUAGGCAAUGCAACAAAACUACGAGUGCUGAAAUUAGUUGAUGUUGUUUCUGAUCAGUCAGACUUCACUGCUUUAACGCCACCAGCUCUAGGAAAUUCUACAAAAUUGGAGGAUGACGAUGCAGAGAAGAACAAUAAAAAGGCUGAUGAGAAACGGAUAAAGUAUGGUUCAGCUUUAGCAAGUGCAAUUGGACAAUCCUUAAUCAAGAAUAAAACCGUAACUCAUUUGUGGUUGGACAACAACGCCAUUGAUUCCAGAGCGCUUCAAAGCAUAACUGACAAUCUUUUAGAAAGUAAUGUCAUUGAGUUGAAACUUCGUCAAAAUCUGCUCAAUGAUGAGGCGGCGUGUUCACUAGCUAGUGCUGCUUCUCAUAGGUUAAAGCAUUUGGAGCUAGGUGAAAACAGUAUAGGUCCUAAGGGUUUUGGUAUGCUCAUGGACAGUCAACUCAACUAUCUAGGCUUGUUUAAUAAUGCGGUUGGAGGAUUUGGUGCUGACCCUGCUAAUGUACCCGAGCUCUUAACAAGCCGUAUCCAACGUUUAGACAUUGGGUGUAACAAAAUUACGCAUGAAGAUGUUGCAGCAAUAGCAGAUUUAUUAUUAAAGCAAGGUGUACCAGAAUUAAAGGUCUUGGAAAUGGGUGGUAAUGUGCAGGAUACCGAAUAUGAGCAAUGGGAAGAAACAAUAGCACGUAUUUUAGCGCAACGUGAAGAUUUAGAUAUAAUUUGGAAACGUCGACCGGAUCAAAUAGACAGUACGAAACCCCCUGUUUUGUAAAAAGUACGUUCGUCCAACAUACGGUAAAGUGAUAGCAGAAAAAUAGUCGAAACGGCAAUCCUUCAGUAAUAAUCCGAUGUGCUUGCUUAUAAUAUCUCUUUUUAAAUGCAAAGUAAUAAAUGAUUCCAAUAUCCAAGCACUGCCUUUUUUAUUUCGAUGCUGUAUUGCUUUAGGUUCUAUCGUAUUACUUAUUGUUUUAUACGUUUAAUUUUUGGAGCGAGUGUGCUUUGAAGGCUUUUUAUAAUGAGAAAGGAAGUAUAAACAGAUGGUCAACCGCGAGGAAGCAAUGUGGAACUUUUGGUUUUCUAUGCUAAAAGAUCAAAAC
Mycotypha africana is the source of this 1864-nucleotide messenger RNA. RefSeq lists its product as uncharacterized. The transcript is spliced from 2 exons. The record is from RefSeq and is a predicted model, not a curated record. Gene Ontology annotation, molecular function: protein binding. Lineage: Eukaryota; Fungi; Mucoromycota; Mucoromycetes; Mucorales; Mycotyphaceae. The coding region runs from base 109 to 1539 and encodes 476 amino acids.